AUGUCAUCCAACCAGGCCGAGGCUGAGGUAGGCCAAGCUACUGUCGCCAUCGCGCCCGAAGCAGGACUAUCUGUUGGCCACAUUCUGAAGGGCCAAACUGCGCACGAUCUCACGCCUUUUGAGAAGAAAGCGGCUCUCAUCAAUGCCGAACUCGACAAAUUUGGUAUGGGCAGGUACCAAUGGUGCAUCUGGUUCCUGUGCGGCUUCGGCUACUUCUUGGAUCUGGCCUGGUCGCAAGGUGUUGGUUUGAUCGCUUCAGCUAUCUACCAGGAAAUGGGUGUGCCUGAUGGCCAAACCGGAACAAUUUUCUCUUGUGCAAACGCUGGUCUAGCUGUCGGCGCUUUCAGCUUUGGAAUCCUGGUAGAUGUCAUUGGCCGUCGUUGGGCCUUCAACUUGACAUGUCUGAUCACUUCGGUCUUCGGUCUUAUCUUGGCUGCUCCCAAGGAUAAUUACGGUGCGAUUUGCGCUAUAUACUUCCUUGCUUCGCUAGGUCUCGGUGGAAACAUUCCCAUUGAUGCCACCAUCGCUCUCGAAUUCCUCCCUCAAAAUCGUCGCUUCCUUGUUUCUCUUCUCUCCUUGUGGCAGCCCAUUGGUGUCGUCUUUGCAACUGGCGUCACCUACGGCACUGCAGCACAGCCCAAGUGGCGUUGCAAUAUAGACUAUCCCGCUUGCAGUACUGGAAAAACACCUUGUUGUACCGAGAGCAGCAACAUGGGUUGGAGAUACACCCUCAUUAUCCUUGGAAGCGCUACUUUGUUUGUCUUCUUCUUGCGCUUCUUUGUCUUCAGCUUCCGAGAGUCGCCCAAGUUCUUAGUCAGCAGAGGAAGGGAGGCCGAAGCCAUCGAAGUCCUGCACAAGAUUGCCAAGUUCAACAGAGCUCCUCCGCCAGUUUUGACCGUUGCCCAUCUCGCCGCUGUUGACGAGACCUCUUCGUUGUCUACUGGUGAGCUUGAAGCUUCUGGUCAACCUCUCAGCACCACGGACACACUUAAGCGCGUUCUCAAGAACACUGCCCACAGCUUCAAGCAUCUCAAAGCUCUUUUCACCAGCAAGCUGCAGGUUUUUAUCUUUGUGCUUUUGGCCGUUGCCUAUAUGGGUGAUUACUGGUCCUUUAACCUCGCCGGUCAAUACUUGCCUUUGAUUCUUCUCCGAAAUGAAGUCAAUGCAUCUGGUUCUGUCGAAGAGACUUACGCACACUACUUUGCCAUCUAUACGCCUGGCAUUCUUGGUGCUAUGAUCGCCAUGGCAUCGGUUCAGUUGCCUCUCGUUGGCAGGAAGUGGUCGCUUGUCUUCUCUGCUCUUUGUCAAGGUCUUGCAAUGGCCAUGUAUACUCAAGUCACCAACGUCCCCGGCUACGUCGGUCUCAACGCCUUGGAAUAUAUCAUGCAGACUUAUUUCAAUGCUGUCCUUUACGCCUCAGCCCCUGAACUAUUCGACACUGCCUAUCGUGGAAGCGCCAGCGGCAUGCUGUCAUGCUUGGGCCGUAUUGCCGGCAUCGUUGCGCCGUUUGCAGGAGAGAAUCUGAUUGCUUCGAAGAGCUCUGGUAUUCUUUGGCUUGGUGCUGGUGGCAUUUGGCUUUCCGCAAUCACCAUGGUCUUCCUUCCUGUCGAGAUGAGGGAUCGCCAAAUGUUCUAG
Aureobasidium melanogenum CBS 110374 is the source of this 1635-nucleotide messenger RNA. RefSeq names its product sugar transporter-like protein. The transcript has 4 exons. The record is from RefSeq and is a predicted model, not a curated record. Lineage: Eukaryota; Fungi; Ascomycota; Dothideomycetes; Dothideales; Saccotheciaceae. Gene Ontology annotation, molecular function: transmembrane transporter activity. Gene Ontology annotation, cellular component: membrane. Bases 1 to 1635 code for a protein of 544 amino acids. Gene Ontology annotation, biological process: transmembrane transport.